Panonychus citri (citrus red mite) is the source of this 3133-nucleotide messenger RNA. RefSeq names its product ARF GTPase-activating protein GIT2-like (gene Git). Gene Ontology annotation, biological process: brain development; regulation of ARF protein signal transduction. Gene Ontology annotation, molecular function: protein binding; GTPase activator activity. The record is from RefSeq and is a predicted model, not a curated record. Lineage: Eukaryota; Metazoa; Arthropoda; Arachnida; Trombidiformes; Tetranychidae.
GCUCAACCUUUAGCUGUUUAUAGUAAACAUUGUUUACGAUAAAGAAAAAAUAUUUUCAAUUAUUCUGCUCAAUUUUUGAUUAUCUAUUUUAUCUCUGUUAUUUUAGUAUCUUUUCAUGCUACAACAACAUCAUGUGAGAUGUCAACUAUUAUUUAAACCAUUCAGUGAAUUAGUGAACAAAAAUGUGAAACAAUCAGCUACUAGUCCAAAAUUGUGUCAGUUUUAUUUUCAUCGCAUUUGUGAAAUGAUUCAGUUUGAGUAGUUUUUUUAUUCAAUUUUGCCUCCAACUGAAUUGGAUUGAUAAACAAAAGAUUUCAUCCAUUUAUGACUAUUUAGGCGUUUACACCAAUUUGUGAAAGUCCUGCAGUUGAUGGUUCAUUUCAUUUCUAUUUCUGUUUCAUAUUUGUGAACAUUUCAAUUGAACUGUAAUUUGAAUAUAAGGCAAGAAACAAAACUAGUCUUCAGUUAAUUCUUUUGGGUGUUGAUCUCUAUUGAAGGUUUUCUUCCCUUUAGAUUAUCAAUUGAAUUUUUCGCCAAUCCCAAUUUGUCAACAUGAGUCUAUCAAGAUCUAAAAUUAUGGCGAUUUUCGACUGUGCUGAUUGUUCCAAUUCAGACGCUCGAUGGGCAUCAGUUAAUCGUGGAGUCAUCGUUUGUGAUGAUUGUUGUUUAGUCCAUCGUAAUAUGGGACGUGAAGUCUCACAGAUUAAAUCAAUCACGAAAAGUCAAUUCCCUAGUGAACUUCAAAUGGUCAUUGAUCUUUAUACUAGUGGAAGCAACUCUAUCUGGGAAUAUACUUUACUCAAUUCGGGAAGUAACUCGUUAACCUCAUCACUAACUCACUCAAUGAGAUCUUCAUUUCGCAAGAAACCCAAUCCAAAGGAUGGACUUUAUCCCGUUAAAAAUGAUUUUAUCAAAGCCAAAUAUCAGAAACUCGCGUUUGUCAAAAAACCAGGACCCAAGGAUGGAAUCGAAGGUGAAAGUGAUGUUAGUGAGGAGCUUCAUUCGAGUGUUCGAAGCUCAAGUCUGAAAACAAGUUUACGUUUACUGAUCGCUGGUGCUGAUCCUAAUUAUCUGCAUCCAACUAAACAAAAUACUCCUUUACAUGUCGCUGCUAAAUCUGGUCAAUUGGCUCAAAUGGAUCUUCUCUUUGCCUAUGGUGCUGAUCCACUGAUCACAGAUUUAAAUGGCAAAACAGCCUUAGACUAUGCAAAAGGCGCUUCUAACAAUGAGAUCGUUGAGAGACUGAUCGAAUUUCAAUUUGAAUUGACCGAUCGGUUAUCUCACUUUCUCUGUGGCCGCAAACCCGAUCAUAGACAAGGUCAACACUACCUAAUCCCUCAAUUAUCUGACAGUAUUGAGCCUCCUGAAGAUUCACGUUUGGCUAAAAAUAAACUGCAAAAUUUAACAAACAAACAAUUCGAGGAACUUGCCAAAGAUGUUUAUGAUGAAGUUGAUCGUCGUGAAUUAGAUGAAAUAUGGUUACAACUUCUUAACCAAUCAACUGCUAAUCCUGAACAUAAUUUAGUUCCAUUUCUACCAGUCAACCCAAUGUUUUCUUCAACUCGAAACCAAGGAAGACAGAAACUCGCUCGAUUUAGUGCAAAAAAUUUCACCUCACUUUUGAUUGAUGUUCUUCUAGAAUCUAAAAGGAGGCAACUUCAUUCACCGAAAGGGUCAGAUGCAUUUUCAGCUCAAAAACUUCGAAUUACCAAUUCACGUAUCGAAUGGUGUUUACAAAAUACUAGUGAUGAUGAUACUGAUCCUUUAUACGAUUCAGUUGCUUCCGAUGAUGAAAGAGAUUACGAUGAAGUUGAAGAUGUUCUUGCAUCAAAAGCUAAUAAAUCAGAAGCAUCUAAAAAUAGUUUCACCGGAAACUCAGAGCAAUCAGAACAAUAUAAAGUUCUUCGAGAUCAAUUAUCCAAAUCAGAUUCAAUUCUGAAAGAGUUGAUGGCAAGCAAUAGAUUUAUGACCAAUGAAUUAUCAACAUUAAAAACUAUUGUUAGUAGUUUAGUUGAUGAAAAUACUCAACUUCGUUCACUGUUGGAAUCUCAAAAGCAAAAUUCAUCUGAAAUAUCGUUGACCAACUCUCCAGAUUCAUCACUCUUGUCCAGUCAUUCACAUCACCACCACCCUCACCCUGUUGUCCAACAAUCGCCAUCUCAUCAUCACCAUUCACCUGUAUUAGCACCUCGUUCUCCUAACAAGGUUCUAAUUAACCGACCCUCAUCAACUUGCGAUAAACCUGCAAUCGCUGAAAAACCCAAAUUGCGAUCAACACCUCCACCUCCUCCAUCAACUCCAUCAGUAUCUUUAUCUCCACAUCGAAUUACUCAGACAUUUGAAGAUACAGAACCAGUUGUCCCGCGACCAGUCUCAAAACCGAGUGUCCAACCGGCCGAUUGUAAUCCAAACUUAGAUCAAGAGUCGUUUCCUAGUCAAGGCGAAUCUGAGUUUUCAGAUCUUUCACCUAAACACAAUUCUAAAAGUCUAUUUGGAUCGGCAUCUACAGAAGAUGUUUUCCGUCGAACAGAACAAAUAACGAAAGGUAUUCAAGAACUACUUAAAGUAUCACAAGAAGGUAGAAAAGAAAUAUUCUUGAAAUGUGCUGAGAAUAUUCAAGAAGCAGUUUUUGGUUUGCUUACUUUAUUUCCUGAGCGACCUUCCACUAAUGUACCUCUACAGUCGGCAGAAGAGCAUUUCUAUCAAAUAAUCGAUGCUCUCAGUAAUAAUGCUGUUCGUUUGAUGUCUGAAUGUCAUGCUCGUAACUCACAUCUAGAAGACGCUGGUGAGGUUGAAAAGGUAAUCGAUUGUGCUUAUGAUAUCGCAAGAGCUGCAAAACAAUUAAUUAUCGUAUUAAGUGAUGCAAGCGAAAGGAAAGGUUAAAAUCAACACAAAAUUCAGUAAAUAGCUCAUAAUAAUCAAUGGCCUCAUCUCAGCACAAUAAUAAUGAAAAUUAAUUUUAAUUUUACUAAUCAAGUAUCAUUUUCAUCUUUUUUUGCAUCAAAAAACAAACGAAGAAUGGAAAGGAUGAAACUUCUCAGUUUCAUAACACCUAAAUUUUAAUAAUCAGAAAAAGUUCUUCCAUUUUAUUAAAUUCAUGUAAAAAACAUUGAAUAAAAGUGUCCAAACUAAA